This is a messenger RNA of Peromyscus eremicus (cactus mouse), 755 nucleotides long. It is a transcript of the gene Pgrmc1, whose product is annotated as progesterone receptor membrane component 1. Bases 149 to 736 code for a protein of 195 amino acids. The record is from RefSeq and is a predicted model, not a curated record. Gene Ontology annotation, cellular component: endomembrane system; membrane. The transcript is spliced from 3 exons. Lineage: Eukaryota; Metazoa; Chordata; Mammalia; Rodentia; Cricetidae.
AGGCCCCGCCCCCUCACGGCCCCGCCUCCCCGCGAGGCUUUUCUUCCUCCGCCACCGAACGCCGCACGCCACUGUUCGCCGAGAGGGAGGAGAGAGCGGAGUGUUCCCGAGCUCUGCCUAGUUGGGCCCAACCUUUGCUCCAAAGAUCAUGGCUGCCGAGGAUGUGGUGGCGACGGGCGCCGACCCUAGCGAGCUGGAGGGCAGCGGGCUGCUGCACGAGAUCUUCACGUCGCCUCUCAACCUGCUGCUGCUCGGCCUCUGCAUCUUCCUGCUCUACAAGAUCGUACGCGGGGACCAGCCCGGAGCCAGUGGCGACAACGACGACGAUGAGCCACCCCCUCUGCCCCGCCUCAAGCGGCGCGACUUCACCCCUGCCGAGCUGAGGCGUUUCGAUGGCGUCCAGGACCCGCGCAUUCUUAUGGCCAUCAAUGGCAAGGUGUUCGACGUAACCAAAGGCCGCAAGUUCUACGGGCCGGAGGGGCCAUAUGGGGUCUUUGCCGGAAGAGAUGCAUCCAGGGGCCUUGCCACAUUUUGCCUGGAUAAAGAAGCACUGAAGGAUGAGUAUGAUGACCUUUCUGACCUCACUCCUACCCAGCAGGAGACCCUGAGUGACUGGGAAUCUCAGUUCACUUUCAAGUAUCAUCAUGUGGGCAAACUGCUGAAGGAAGGGGAGGAACCUACUGUGUACUCAGAUGAUGAAGAACCAAAAGAUGAGAAUGCUCGGAAAAAUGAUUAAAGCAUUCAGUGGGAGCAUA